AUGUGCUCCAAUUGGUCGGAUCUCUCCUUGAUGGAAGGCAUGGAGCAGAAAAUUAGAAUUUCUCUCGCCUUCAAAGUAGCCUUUGCAGUCGAACGGCUAUCCAGGUCGACAAUCUUCUUCAAUGGUUCUCUGAAAGCAACCAAAGCAUCUGGGUCUUCUUGCAGAACUGGUCUAAAGAAUGUUGGUCAAGAUUCCAAGCAAUCUUUGGAAUUUGUGAACAGGUCUAGUACCAACAGCAAUUGGAGAACCAAGAUCGGACAAGGUGCCCUCGAAUGGCAAAGCAUGCUUCACCCUCGAAGGGUCAUCAAGAGCAAGAAUUGCCAAGAUGUCACCAGCAUUAAGAGUGGAUCCUGGUUGUUUCAAGAGUUGGACGAUACCAUCUUCCUGAGCAAUCAAAGGCAUGAACAUCUUCAUGACCUCAACUUCGGCAAAUGGUUGACCAGCACUGAUGUGACCACCGUUCUCAACCAAGUACUUCACCAACUUACCUGGAGACGGAGUUCUCAAUUGGGUUGGGUCGUUCUCGACCUCCAGCAAACAGGUCUUGCCGUCCACAGAGAUUCUGGUUGCACCAACCUCCUCUUUCCAGUAGACAGAGUGCGACUUUCCACCCAAUGCAACAAUUGGAUCUGGACGCUCGGCCGUGAGCUUCUUGGAAAUCAGCUCGUCCAACCAUCCAGUAGUGAUGGUGUUGUCCUCGAAGUCAGGAGUCUCAAGCAACUUGAUCAAGUACUCGACGGUGGUUCUGAAGUCACCCCUAAUACUCAAUUCCUUCAAUGCAACGACCAUGUGUCUUCUCGAAGCCUGUCUGUUUUCACCAAAGGCGAAAAUGUGACCGAAUUGGGAGUCGGCAAACGAGUGGAUGGAGGAUUGGUUACUCACCGAGAAGUAACCCCAAACAUUGGAAGACGAACGGAAGUUCAACUCGUUACAGUGACCCUUUGGAACUGGGCGACGUUGUGCACUGACACUGUUCUCGUUCUUGAAUUCGAAAUCGAUCUCUGUGGUUGUGUGAGGAUCUGCUCCGUAAAAGAGUCGGAUGUCCUUUAUUCUGUGAAGUGGGAUACCCAUGGCAAUUUGCAGCUGGGUGGCAGGGAGAUUGACACCAGACACCAUCUCUGUGGUUGGGUGUUCCACUUGCAAUCUUGGGUUCAAUUCCAAAAAGUAGAAUUUGUCGUCUGCGUAGGAGUAAAGGUACUCGACAGUACCAGCAGAAACGUAUCCAACCAACUUACCAAGUCUCACAGCAGCAGACUCCAUCUUUCUGAAAGUUUCUGGCUUUGCGAUGGUGACAGGAGCUUCUUCAAUAAUCUUUUGGUGUCUUCUUUGAACAGAACAAUCUCUUCCGAACAAAGAAAUGUUAUUACCGUAUUGAUCGGCCAAGAGCUGCACUUCCAAGUGUCUAGCGGAACCAGCCAACUUCAUGAUGAAGAUUGGAGAACCUGGGAUUUCGUUGGCGGCCUGAUGGUAGAGAGAGACAAAGUCUUCUUCUCUGUCAACUUUUCUGAUACCUUUACCACCACCUCCUUCGGAGGCUUUGAUCAUAACAGGGAAGCCGAUUUCCUUGGCUUUUUGUAA
This is a messenger RNA of Ogataea philodendri, 1578 nucleotides long. RefSeq lists its product as uncharacterized. NCBI's taxonomy places the organism in Eukaryota, Fungi, Ascomycota, Pichiomycetes, Pichiales, Pichiaceae. Bases 1 to 1578 code for a protein of 525 amino acids. The transcript is spliced from 4 exons. The record is from RefSeq and is a predicted model, not a curated record.